UCCUAGGGCGCAUGCGAACUGAGGCCCAAAGGGGAAAGCCUUCCACACAGAUCUAAGCCAGCUGCCUUGAUUUAAACACUUCAUUGCAAGAAGAGUGGAAGCAAGGGAUCCCCCCCCUUACCAGUGUGCUGAAAGUACACUGGCAAAGCAGCUGCCCGCUCUGAAAACAACAGAAGAGCAGCUACGAAUGCUACAUUUAGAUGUCUGCUGUUAGGUAGAAGCAUUUUGGGAGUCCUUCUGCCUCAGAUACUCAGGACGUAAAGGGCAUUUGGUGCCCUGAGAGUGGGCGUUCAAUCAACCUGACCUCUGGGGUUAAACAGGAUCGGUUUGUGUGAAGCUCUGUGGAGGAGGGGAGGAGGGAACAGGCAACAUUUAGUUGGAGGUGGGAGGCCACUGUGGGGCUCCUGCACUGCUUAAGAAGGAGACUAGGCAGUCACCGGGAAGCAGGGAAAGAGAAGGAUAUGGCCACGGGAGAAAUCACAACACUUCCCUCCACACCUGAAGACGGCGGCAGUGGCGGCUUUACUCCUGGGGGCUUCAAGGAUCCCAAAAGGCUGUACUGUAAAAACGGGGGCUUCUUCUUGAGGAUAAAGUCUGAUGGGAGUGUGGAUGGAAUCCGGGAGAAGAACGACCCCAACAUAAAGCUUCAACUCCAGGCGACUUCAGUGGGGGAGGUGGUCAUCAAAGGAGUCUGUGCUAAUCGCUAUCUGGCCAUGAACAGAGAUGGACGACUGUUUGGAGCGGAAGUUCGUAACCCCUCGUGAGUUUUGGACUGGCUCGGUAUGCCAGAUAUUUUCUACUGUCAAGGGCCAGACUGUUACAAAGUCCAUUUCCAGUAAACAGCUUGAUGGGAAAGAGGAGGAGGAGGAGAGGAAGAGAUAAAACAUUUCCUACACUUCCAGGCCACUAACUGUUUCCCUCUGGACAAAGUCCUUCAUGAAAUAUUGUACAGUAUGCUCUUAAGAUUCCCGGCAUGUUGUCAGUAAAUAAGGUAAAUAAGAAUAUGAACUACAUUGUGUCCCCAUGUGUCCCUUUUCAGAGUAUUCCUGGUGGCACUUCUGAGAGACCGACGAGAGAAAAAGACUACACAUGAGGAGUAUUGUUACACAUUAUCUGACUAGUGUAAUGCCAUGGAAAGAUUUAAAUUAAUAAACCUCUAUAUUGUGUAUAUAUUUUGGGGGAAAGAAAUGUCUGAUAAAAAUGCCCAUGUCCAAUAUUGUCGGAUGUCUUCAGUUAGAUUUGAUUUUGUAAUGUUCUGACUUGACUCCAAUACAAUGCAGUCUCAGAGCCAGUUAUCUAUAAACCUAGAAGGAAGAAACCAAACCUUCCAGAGAAGAAUGAGAAA
Etheostoma cragini (Arkansas darter) is the source of this 1345-nucleotide messenger RNA. RefSeq names its product fibroblast growth factor 2 (gene fgf2). The record is from RefSeq and is a predicted model, not a curated record. Lineage: Eukaryota; Metazoa; Chordata; Actinopteri; Perciformes; Percidae. Gene Ontology annotation, biological process: regulation of cell migration; positive regulation of cell population proliferation; fibroblast growth factor receptor signaling pathway. Gene Ontology annotation, cellular component: cytoplasm. Bases 462 to 764 code for a protein of 100 amino acids. Gene Ontology annotation, molecular function: growth factor activity; fibroblast growth factor receptor binding. The transcript has 3 exons.